AUGAUUCUGAUUACGAAGCGAUCUUACAAGAUACAAAAACCAGAACGUAAUAUCAUAGUUGAUGUUACUAAAUGUGCUUAUCACGCUUUUUAUCAGAAACUCAAAUCGAAAGAAAAACGUCAUCACUGGUUGGAUUACGCUGAUGACAAAUAUGAACCGACAUUAAUUGAAGACAUAAAGUCAAUAUCUAGCGUGCUCAUACUACUUUCACCUUUGUUGAUAUUCUGGUCAUUGCAUUCUGCGCAAAGCUCUUUAUGGAUUUUUCAAACUACUAGGAUGAACGGCGAAGUAGGAGGGUACCUCAUAAAACCUGAUCAAAUUCAAAUCAUCUAUCCAGCAUUUAUAAUAAUAUUAGUCCCUUUAUUUUAUUCAUACAUUUAUCCGUUUAUGGAAAAGUAUUUAUAUUUAAAUACUCCUUUGAGGAAAAUAACUUGUGGUUGUUUUAUCGCAGCAUUAUCGUAUUAUGCAAGUGGAAUUGUAGAGAUGAAUCUCGAGUACAAUUAUGCAAAAACUCCUGUAAAAGGUUUAGCACAAAUGAGGAUCUAUAAUACUCUUGAUUGUAAAAUACCAAUAAAAAUUAAUACGGAAAAAAAUUUCGUGAUAAAUGAACUUGACAUUUGGCAAGACACUGACAUUCGUGCUAAUGGAAUAGAGAUUUUAAGUUAUGAAAUAGACUUGAGUGAUUGCAGAGCUAUCGAAUCUUUGCCAAAAAAAAGAAAAGUGACCGGAAAUCUUCAAGUCAUUGAAAGCCAAGCCAUAUCAUGGACUAUAAAUGACGAUGGAUUCAAUUGCAAGUUUAUCGACCACGUAGAUAAAUCUCAUUCUGGCAAUCCAAUCGUGCGCACAUUGAUUUAUACUAAUGAUAAUUAUUGCGGAAGUCGGCUUGAUCUAAAAAUUAUGCAUAAUAACAAUCUCUUUGAAAGCUUUGUGUUCCCGAAGCAGAAAUUUAUUAAAUCUGAUUUCAAGGAAGUUCUUCACAACAAAUAUGAUUUAUUUUUAAAUAACCGACUUGUAGAAUCAAAUGUUCCUCUAAAACUUGGUGGAGUUUACACUAUUCUAGUUCAUGUUUCGAAUUCAGCAGUGAUUGCCCAUACAGUGACGGUGACGCAACCCAAUUCUUUGCAUAUAUUGUGGGUGUUACCUCAACAAAUUUUUCUGGCUGCUGCCGAAAUUAUGGUCAACGUUUUAGUAAUGGAAUUUACUUAUUCUCAAGCACCUGCAAGUAUGAAAGCAAUUUUACAAUCUUACUGGAUUUUCGUGUCAUUUUUUGGUAAUGUUCUAAUCAUAGUUGUUAGCAAGACACGAAUUUUCGAACGAAAGAUGCACGAAUUAUUUUUCUAUGCCAUUUUUAUGACUACAAGUGGGAUUGUAUUUGGAAUAUUAGCUAUAUUUUACAAAUAUAGAUAUUUCUCUGACCACAAACUUCAGGAUAAUAUUUCAAAAAACAGUGAGAGAUCAGUAACUGGUAGUCUAUCAUUAAAAUUUGAUAAAUAA
Molecule: messenger RNA, 1494 nt
Organism: Phymastichus coffea
Lineage: Eukaryota; Metazoa; Arthropoda; Insecta; Hymenoptera; Eulophidae
Product: solute carrier family 15 member 2-like
Exons: 5
Coding region: 1-1494 (497 amino acids)
Biological process (GO): transmembrane transport
Cellular component (GO): membrane
Molecular function (GO): dipeptide transmembrane transporter activity
Source: RefSeq, a predicted model, not a curated record